GUUGUCCGGAUGUGCGGACUCCAAUCUCACGGCCACGCUCACAAUCAGUGAAACGUUGCCGCAGUCGGCUGCUUCGGUGUGUAAUAUCCGGGCGGCAGCAAUAUGGAAAUGGAAGCAAUCACAGCUUUUGAUGACGAGCCAAGUAUGCAGAGGAAUAGUGGCGGAGGCCUGUGUGCCUAUCUUCUCACAGGAAUUUCCAUUUUCUUCAUUAUCCUUACGUUCCCAAUCUCUCUCCCAAUGUGCAUUAAGAUAGUUCAGGAGUACGAGAGAGUUGUCAUAUUUCGACUGGGACGCCUGGUGAAAGGGGGAGCUCGUGGCCCAGGCUUGUUCUUCAUAAUUCCGUGUAUCGACACCUACAUGAAGGUUGACCUACGGACAAUGUCACACGAUGUUCCAGAGCAAGAGAUCUUAACCAAGGAUUCCGUGACAGUAACAGUCGACGCUGUGGUGUUCUAUCGUAUCCAGAAUGCAACAAUUGCAGUGACAAACGUGGAGAACUAUAGCCGUUCUACUCACCUCUUGGCUGCUACGAGCCUCAGAAAUGCUCUUGGCACUAGAAACUUGUCAGAGAUACUAUCCGAGCGAGAGGCCAUUGGUCACACUAUGCAAACCAACUUGGAUGAUGCCACAAGUGCCUGGGGAGUGAAAGUGGAGAGAGUCGAAAUGCAAGUUACUGCCUUAUUGUACCUUAUGUAUAGCAGAAACAUAUGCAAGGUCACACGUAAGCUCGUACUGUUUCAUGCACGGACUUAUAGCACCAAUAUUUCCAAUAGAAAGGAUGUAAGGCUCCCAGUGCAGAUGCAGAGAGUUAUGGCAGCAGAGGCUGAAGCUUCCAGAGAAGCAAGAGCGAAGGUGAUUGCAGCUGAAGGAGAGCAGCGUGCAGCCCGUCCACUCAAAGAAGCUGCUGAUGUGAUAUCCAUGUCCGGUCCAGCUUUACAGCUUCGCUACCUCCAAACACUGACAUCAAUCGCAGCAGAGAAAAACUCGACGAUUGUUUUUCCUCUGCCCUUGGAAUUCAUCAAGGGCUUCAGCAUUGGGGCCGGUCAAAGUAAGACCCUAUUGCACAGAGAAGACGUCUAGUCACAGCACAUGAAGGCCUCGGAAGAUGCUACAUGAAGUGCUGCCGCUAGUUUGUGCUAGUACCAAGUGAACUGGCUACCUUCACUUGGAUCACAGACAUAUCAUGACCUCAUGUACUUUCACAUAGUAGCCAGAGUUGUACGUAGCGCGUUACAAGUAAUUGGUUUACUUGUAAUCAAUUACUUUUUUUGGAAUUUUUGGAGUAAUCAGUUACAGUUUGGAACAAGUAAUUUUUCGAGUAAUCAGUUACAUUUUUGAACAAGUAACUUUAGGAGUAAUCAGUUAUAUUUUAGAACGAGUAAUUUUUCGAGUAAUCCGACCACAAUUUUGAGUAAUCAAUUACCGAGUAUCGAGUAAUCAAUUACCUUGAAGUAGAGCCUGACACAUAAUACCAAUGCUCUGCGACAAAUUUCUUGUGCCUUUGUUGGGCUACUCUAAUGUAGUAAGCGGAAGCCAUCGUAAUAGCGUUCUGGAAUUAUAUGGCCCCUCUUCCUCAUCUCCCCACUCAUCCUUUGCCACUGUGCUGUGUCACAGUACACUCUAAAAACUUGACCACAGAGCAUGCUCUGCGCCAACCAUGAAAGGGUUAUCGCUUCUGAUUCAAAAAGAGAGGGAGGCGUACGCCUUUUUGUGUCAAUUUGGAUGUAUGGUAAUUGAUACAAAAACGUUUACGCCUUCCUCUCUCCUCGAAUCAGAAGCGAUUACCCUAGCAUUCGUGGCAAUGGUUGGCGCAGUGCUUGCUGUGGGGUGAAGUUCUGUUUUGGAGUGUAGGUCGUGCUCCGGAAUUCUAGUGAGUCAUGUGCAAUUUCUUAGUGACGUACUAAUUGUCAGCCACCUUAGGUUUUCUAUUGUUGGGCCCUCAAAGGGUCAACAUCUUGACAGGGAAUAAACAUGGUAGCCGUACAGGCGGCUGCUUAUAUAGUUAGGCUGGUCUCUGUUAGGUGUGGUUCUUCUGCCUGCGUCUGUGAUUUUUCUGUGAAAUCUGUGUUUUGCACUUUUAUGGGACUGUCGCAAGUAGAUUAGCAGCACUCUUUAAAGUAAACCAGUGCAUCAUCGCGACCUCGUGUUACUUUCAUUCCUAACGAAGAUAUACGGAAAAGGCGAAUACUGUUGUCAGGCGGUUUAAACUCAUGAAUGACACGACUUGCUUUGUCACGACACGAAUGCUUUGCAGCUGGCUAGGGAAGAUACUGAAACUAAAAAUCAUAUUGCAACUCCAACAUGUAUAUUCGAUCAGUCAUGUCGCCUGUCAUAGUGACAAGUCGUAACAAUUAGUGUAUCGCUACGCUGUGUUUCAAAUAAGUGUGUUAUUAAUAGUUUCUCUCGUACGGCCUAUACGUACUCCUCGAAUUCUACGAAUAUAUUUGGGCUCACAAAGUAAAUCUGCCUCAGUAA
Messenger RNA from Ornithodoros turicata, 2475 nucleotides. RefSeq names its product stomatin-like. NCBI's taxonomy places the organism in Eukaryota, Metazoa, Arthropoda, Arachnida, Ixodida, Argasidae. The record is from RefSeq and is a predicted model, not a curated record. The coding region runs from base 103 to 1080 and encodes 325 amino acids. Gene Ontology annotation, cellular component: plasma membrane. The transcript has 9 exons.